This is a messenger RNA of Vicugna pacos (alpaca), 2390 nucleotides long. Lineage: Eukaryota; Metazoa; Chordata; Mammalia; Artiodactyla; Camelidae. The record is from RefSeq and is a predicted model, not a curated record.
AUCCUACUGUAUUUCAUGGCCUUACUCACCAAAGGUGAAAUCAGAUGCUACUGUGAUGCCGCCCACUGCGUGGCUACUGGUUAUAUGUGUAAAUCUGAGCUGAGCGCCUGCUUCUCCAGACUCCUUGAUCCUCAGAACACGAAUUCCCCACUCACCCAUGGCUGCCUGGACUUUCUCGCGAGCACAGCAGAUGCCUGCCAAGCCAAACAGGCACGAAACCACUCCGGCACCACGGUACCCACGUUGGGGUGCUGUCACGAAGAUAUGUGCAAUUACAGAGGGCUUCAGGAUGUGCUCGCCCCUCCCAGGGGGGACGCCUCAGGCCAAGGGAACAGGUAUCAGCCUGAUGGCAGCCGGAACCUCAUCACGAAAGUGCAGGAGCUGACCUCCUCCAAGGAGCUGUGGUUCCGGGCAGCGGUGAUCGCCGUUCCCAUCGCCGGGGGGCUGAUCCUGGUGCUGCUGAUCAUGCUGGCGCUGAGGAUGCUCCGGAGUGAGAACAGGAGGCUGCGGGACCAGCGGCAGCAGAUGCUGUCCCGCCUGCACUAUAGCUUCCACGGACACCACUCCAGGAAGGGGCAGGUGGCCAAGCUUGACCUGGAGUGCAUGGUGCCUGCCAGCGGCCACGAGAACUGCUGUCUGAGCUGCGACAAGAUGAGACAAGCUGACCUCGGCCACGAGAGGAUCCUGUCCCUCGUGCACUGGGGCAUGUACAGCGGGCACGGGAAGCUGGAGUUUGUAUGACGGAGCCUCCCCCCGAACUGACCUGCUGGGACCCUUGAAGGCCUCUGAGUUCUGCUGGACAGGAGCACUUUAUCUGAAGAAAAAUAAACUCCAUGGAAUCACCUUGGAGGGACAGGAUGACCUCUGCAAACAGAAUCUUGGAUGUUUCUUCUGAAGGAUUAUUUGCACAGACGUACAGACAGUUGAAAUGAAUUAUUUGCUUUAAAACGACAAAAAGCAAAGGGCAGACUCUGUACACUGUUACCAGGGUUAUUCUCAUCCAGAGGGAGCUGGAAUUGAGUACCUUAAAUAAACGAAAAUGUGCUCUGUGUAAGCUCCUACAUCUUGAUUUAUUGUAAAGAUUUUAAAAAUAUAUAUAUAUAUAUAUUUUGUCUGAACUUGAGCGGUGUCUUGUCAUAAAUUAAAAACUAAGUGGGAAGGAUAAGGACCUAAAUGUUAAUUAUACAGAUGAAGAUCUGUCAUUGUUCAGAGUAGAGUCUCAACUAUAGAUUUUGGCUUGAUUUUUUUUUUUUAACAAGACCAAGGUCUUGUUUAUUCUUCCGUGGUGCGUAGGUAAUUUUCUUACAGUGUGGAGAAUUUCUAAAUGUAUACUGCCCAUCAGUCAAGUGUCUUACCCACGGUUUUUUGUUAGGAUAAUUCUGGUGUUUUUGCUUUCAUAUAAGAGAAAUCUGAAACUUACUUAGACCAGGUCAGAUAUAAUUGAUCCAUUUCUGAAGUUGCCUUAGCAAAGGGUAAUAAUAAUUGUCACCUUUGUCCCGUGGCUCUGGAAUACAUUUUUAAAUGUGUCUACCUCUAAUCAAAACAGAAAAACAAAGGGAGUGGGGUUGUAGCUCAGUGGUAGAGCACAUGCUUGGCAUGCACGAGGUCCUGGGUUCAAUCCCCAGUACCUCCAUUAAAAAAAAACAAAAACUUAAACUUUUUUUGGUAAAGUUAGUCACUGUCUACGUUUACUGUUAAUUCUUUCAUCUGUUUAUUCUGUCUCAAACCUAAUUAAACGUUUUGGACCCCAAAGUAACCAAACAUUAUGGUACCAAACACCCAGUUUGUGAACCUUCCUUCCACACAGUGUUAUAAUAAUUUUUUUUUUUAACUUCUCAAUCUUUAGAAAGAUUUUCAAUAGUGAACAUUAUUUAUCAAUUAAGAUUUUAAAUAAGUUUCCUCCACAAAUGAUUCUUUUAUUAACAUAACCAAAUAGACCAUUGAUGUUAGCCUAAUCACAGUGUUUCCACUCCUGUAGGACUUUGGCAAUACUGCCCAGCCUGAGUUUAAAUCCAUGCCAUAUUUGUGUACUUUUCCCCCAAAAUGGGUCUUUGUUAUCUUAAAUGUGAGACUAAUUUGUAGGGUUUUUUUCCUCUCAAUUAUUUUGUAUAUUUGAAACUUUUGCUUAAAAAUUAACUUACAGCCUGCAUAUUUGAGUAUAUAGGGGGUUUUCUUCUAUGACUGUUAAAGCGUUUUUUUGCAUAUUUCCUGGAAUAUUUUAUGAGCUGCAUAACGUGGGUCCCUUAAGACAGACGCAGUGGCCCAGUCAUGGAGGAAUCUGAGUUGAAAUGACUGGUCUAAAAAUGAAUAUCUAGAUUAUUUAAUAAAUAGACCACAGCCCCAGACAAAUUAGGCUAUGGAAUAAAUACAUGUUUUAAUAAAUGACAGCA